CGGUGCUUCUUAUGAUCGACCGUCGACAUCGUCGGACACAAGGAGAGGACGCUCUACGUCCCCAACAAGAUUUAAGAAGGAAUUUUGUCGAAGGUCGCAGUCACAGGGACCGGAUCUACAGGGCAAGAUCGAAGAAUUGGGGAAGACCCUGGCGUGAGUAUCAGAGUUCGUGCAAGCGGAGAUGCAGAAGAAGGCUGAGGAGGAAAGACGUAAGCAAGAGGAGGACGAAGCAAGGGUACGUGCGGAGGAGGAGAAGAUGAAAAGGGAGCGAAAGGCUAAGAAAAAAGCGGAGAAGGCUCGAAAGGAGGAAUUGCGUUUGGCGGAGAUAGACAAAAACGUGGAAGUACAGGUGGCGAUAAAAACCGGCGCAUUCUUCGAUAGCAUCGAGGCGAAUAUCGAGAAGGUGAUUAAAAUGGGAAUUGAAGCGAAGGGUAAGAAGCCCUUGGUGUUUGAACCAGAGCCUAUCGUGAGUUCGGACCAAGAAAGUAGCGAGAGUGCUACGGAGGAGAUACGGGUAAGAACGGGUGUUUUGUCCAUCAAGGAGAAGCGUAAGAGGGGGCCCAAACCAGUCCUUGAGGACAGCCCCCCAAUGCUUACCCCAACGAAGCGUACGGCGAAGAUGAAGAGCCCGGCUCAACCGGGAACGAUCGCGAAGCUACGUUACCGAAAUCAAGUCAUGGAGGAGAUUCGUAGCUUGGACGCCCAAGAAUUGCAGGCUAUGUGACGAAGCGAAGGGAUAGCCUACAACGACAAAAUCGACGUUAUCUUCGACAUCGCAAGUCAUCGCGUACGCAAGCAGUUUGGA
Chara braunii is the source of this 805-nucleotide messenger RNA. Lineage: Eukaryota; Viridiplantae; Streptophyta; Charophyceae; Charales; Characeae. The record is from the annotation of a GenBank genome assembly.